This is a messenger RNA of Helianthus annuus (common sunflower), 535 nucleotides long. RefSeq names its product probable serine/threonine-protein kinase DDB_G0267514. Gene Ontology annotation, molecular function: protein kinase activity; ATP binding. Bases 32 to 511 code for a protein of 159 amino acids. Gene Ontology annotation, biological process: protein phosphorylation. The record is from RefSeq and is a predicted model, not a curated record. Gene Ontology annotation, cellular component: plasma membrane. Lineage: Eukaryota; Viridiplantae; Streptophyta; Magnoliopsida; Asterales; Asteraceae. The transcript is spliced from 3 exons.
AACAAACUGUUUCAAACCAUCAUAAACGAUCAUGGAGGAACCCCAGAAUGUAAUCGACGUGAUGAACCUUCAUAUCACUCACAACCUGUUUCUCGGUUCAUUCAACAGUUGUCGGAAUCAAUUCAGUCAAGUGCAAUCCAAUGAUCUUAUGAUCACUCAACAUGAACAACAACAACAAUGGCAGGAAACUAUCGAUCCUCUUAAGCUUGUUCUCGGCAAAGUUAUCGGUCGUGGAUCUUAUGGCGUGGUUUACAAGGGCUCAUACCAUGGCCAAACGGUCGCAGUGAAAGUUCUUGAUUUUGGAAAGGGUGUUACAACAACUUUAAAGGAGUGCAUGAAGAAUGAUUUCAGGGAAGAAGCUAGUUUAUGGCAAAAGCUUGACCACCCUAAUGUCACUAAGAUGAUCGGAGCAACUAUGUCUAUGAAGACAAAUUCAGGCCAUAAGAACAAGAACAAGAUAUCAAAAACUGAAAGUGACCUUUGUAUUGUCUCCGAAUAUGUAAAUCUUUGAGAUCAUACUUGUGUAAAAACCGUG